Molecule: messenger RNA, 2216 nt
Organism: Helicoverpa zea (corn earworm)
Lineage: Eukaryota; Metazoa; Arthropoda; Insecta; Lepidoptera; Noctuidae
Product: chromatin target of PRMT1 protein-like
Exons: 5
Coding region: 223-1059 (278 amino acids)
Source: RefSeq, a predicted model, not a curated record
UUCGUAGCGCGCGAGCGUCAUCGGAAAAAAAUAAUUCUAGCACGUCUUGCCUUGCAAAAUAUUUUGUGGGUACUGGGUACUAUCAAAUUACCCUGAGUUUUCAAAUUGUUUUGGUUCAUGUGACCCGUAAUGGAGAUUGUAGUUCAUUAGUGCUAAAUAACGUUUGAAUUUGUGCGUCUUGAUAUUGUAUUUGUUUUGCUGUGUCGCGUGCGAUUUGACAAAAUGGUAAUAGAGAAAGUGCAUGGUCUUCAUGCGACGGGGAUGAGCCUCAACGAUAGGUUCUCGAUGCUGGCGAGCGUAGCACCGGUCCGUGUUGCUGGCCAGCGGAAAAGACGUGCCUCAUUAAACUCAUUGAUCAGCCAGAAUUAUAACUAUAGCAACCGGUUGAUCGAGCAGGUCGCUCGCCGGUUAGAGCUCCAGGCCAAACGGCAAGCUAUGAGGCAGCGGCUAGGUUUCCAACAGUCAGGUCUGCGUCGGUUUGGCAGUGAGAGCAGCUUGGCGGGGCUGCGUAGGUCCAACAGUUUCGGUAACCUCAGCCAGCAGAGUGUGAAGAACAGAGUCGCUUGGAGGCAGUCUAACAAUAAUCUCAGCAGAGCAGGAUCAUUCAAUAACUUGACGAAGCUAGCGUGGAGUGGUCGCAGUCUGCGCGGGUUUCGCAAGCGAGGUGGUGGUCAGCGUAUGGUACCUGGAAGGCUCAGGACCAAUCGCCAAGCACAGCAACGAAACGGCUUGCAACAACGGCGCGGGGUGCAACGGCGUGGAGUGCAACGCCGGGGCACGCAACAGCGCCGCGGCCAGCAACGCCGGGGGGUGCAGCGCAACAACCAGCAACAGCAACAGAGCAACGGCCAGCAACAGCCGGGGCAGCGGCCGCAGGUUGCGCGUAGGGGAGGCGCUAGGGGCAGGGGAAGAGGUGGUAUGACCCGCAGCCAAUCUCAGCCCCGUCUCCUCUCCAAAGAGGAGCUGGAUGCCCAACUGGACCAGUACAUGUCCUCAACAAAGGCAGCUCUUGACAAAGAGUUAGAUAACUACAUGAAAAAUGCCAUGGACCUCGAAUGAUGUGAUCUUAGUGCCGUUAAUAGUGAUUUUUAAGUGACUGUUGAUUCUCAAAAAACUUCUGCUUUGCCGAGAGUCAUUAAAAAGCAAUUAUUAAAUAAAAAGAUUAAGCGAAAGGACUUCCAAUUUUAGUUUUUCAUUUAUUUUUUUUCAAAUUUUAUGGUUAAGACGAACCAAAACUGUAAUCAUAGUCUUGUUUGUAAUUAAGAAUAGUUUAAGUUAGUUUUAAUUCAUGAUCAAUUUUUUUUUUGGUUUUUCUAGUUUCUGCUGCAUAAUAUGUUGUGUUUCGGUUAAGCUUCUGAUCUAAGGAGCACUUCAAAUUUAAUUUUCAUGAAGGGAUAUAUGUAAUUGUAAAGUUAAAUGCUAGAUUUAGUACAAAUAAAUAAGUUAGUGGCAUCUAAAUAGCUAUUUCCUGCGCAGUUGGCUGUUCCCCUUGUAUCAGAACCCCACCAGAAGUCUAAAAGAUAUUAUUUCUAGCAUCAAAUGGAAUUCAAACUGAAUCCUCAACUUUGCUGGCUUUAAGCUUUUGAACAAAAUCUUGUAAUUAUAACCAGGAAAAAAAUAUUAAAUGCAUAUAACUACAGAAAGCUACCAAGUGGCUGAAGUAAUAUCUAUGUUGCGCUUCUAUAUUUAAUUCGUACAACGGAGAAGGCAUGUGGAAUAAAAAAGUAGUUGGUCCAUGGUUUAGAUAACCCUAAAAUACUAGACACGUAUUUUUUCUUUUCUUUCACAAAUAAAUAACGAAGAAAAGCAACACGUUUGGAUUUUGUGUUACGUCAUUUCUAGGUACAAAUUUUACGUAGAUGAGAUGUUACCAGCCCCCACUCCCAUAUCUUAGAUUUUUUUUACUUAUCACAAAGACGGACUAAUUACCGGGACUUUCAGUGUUAAAAAAACACUUUCCUUAGCAUUUAAUAUGCCUUUGUUUGCUUUGCUUAACGGAAUAGCUUUUCAAUUGUUAUAAACAUUAAUUGGUCGUGACAAAACAAACAAUUGUUGCUUCUCAAUCAAUAUUGUGAAAACCCAAAAUUGACAGGGUUUUAUCUUGACUGUUAUUAUCGAGAAAUAAUCUGAUUAGUUACCUCUUACUUAUUACAUUUUGUGUUUGUAAAUAUCUAAGAUGACUUAGUACCUACAUAAAAUUUAUACAAAAUUGAAAA